Camponotus floridanus (Florida carpenter ant) is the source of this 1383-nucleotide messenger RNA. RefSeq lists its product as uncharacterized. The transcript has 2 exons. The record is from RefSeq and is a predicted model, not a curated record. Bases 3 to 1010 code for a protein of 335 amino acids. NCBI's taxonomy places the organism in Eukaryota, Metazoa, Arthropoda, Insecta, Hymenoptera, Formicidae.
UCAUGUCGAGAGAACAUGGAGAAGAAGCACUUUGGACAGUCAAAAGUUGGAUGUGGGAUUAUUUUUCGAUAAAAGAAGACAGUAUAAGUAUAUCCGUAUGCGAUAUUUGUGGUGCAGAAAGGAACCAUUCAAAGCAUACAGACGAUAUAAAAAAAAUGAAUAGUCAUUUAUCUACUAAGCAUAACGAAUUUUAUGAGAACAUUUUUAACAAAAAAAGAAUCGUUUGGGACUCGCAUUUCGAAAGGGUGCCAUGCUCAACUAGUAAACAUAGUACAAGAAGCAUUAAUAUAAAGUGCAAACUAUGUCAGCCAGAUGAUCCAUAUGAGACAGAGCUUCGAAUAUUCGUAACACCCAAACCUAUGGAAACACAUUUAAAAAAAGAUCAUAACGUUACGGAAAGUAAAUGGGAAUGUCUUCGAAACUGGCGAGACAGGAACUUAACCAAAAAGUAUUAUAAACUGAUUCAGGAAGAGGGACAAUUGAUCAAAAGAACAAAACAGUGUAAGAAAUGUAAACAUGAGUUUCAACGUAGUAAUCUGUGCAUCAUGCUAAACCAUUUGAUCCAAUAUCAUGAUUCCGAGAUUACCUUCGGAUUACUUCCGGAUAAAAUACGUUUACCUUUGGAUAUAUUACCAAAAGGAUUCAACACAAAUCCAUCGAAUGAUCCUGUAGAUCCUGUAGAUCCUGUAGAUCCUGCAAAUCCUGUAGAUCCUGCAAAUCCUGUAGAUCCUGUAGAUCCUGUAAAUCCUAUAGAUCCUGAUAUUGCAUCGAGCAGCAAUCCAAAGCCAUCGAGCAGUAAUCAAGGGCCAUCAUCAUCUGGCCAAUCUAAUCCCUCCAAAAUGAGGCAAGAAACUGACAGUUCCAUGAAUAUUUGGCAAAUAAAAUAUGCUGCCGUGAAUCCACAUUCACCAACAUCUGACAGCAGCCUUUCUGAUAUCAGCCUUCCAGAACGUGCCAGUAAACGCCGUAAAAUCAGUCAUAAUACAAGCAGUGACGAAGAUGAUAAGUGAUAUUGCACGAAGCAACACCAUACAUCGCUUCAACGUCUACACACACAAGUUCGGUCUCUAGAUUUGAUUUCUGAUACUUUGUAUCAUUACAUUGUAAUCGAGAUACUCGAUGUUCUCCUGUUUAUAUCAUUGAAAGUAUUGAUAAAAACAAUGAAAACAAUGAAAAAAAUUUUUAACUAAUAAUUCAAACCAUUGACAUCUGAAUAGAUAGACGGAACAUUAGCUAUCGAUUAAGACGAGAAGAGCUUUGAUAAUCGCGGUAAUGGGGAACUCUAUGAACUUCGGUUGAAUUAGAUUAUUCCCGAUAAUGAUCAAUUAAUAAUUCGACUCCAACUUCUUUCAUUAAUAUAUAUCAAAUAAACAAAAUAAAUAA